AAUCAAUGUAGAAUGAAGUGAGGUAACCAGACAAAAAGUACGUGUAAAUGCUUACCUGACAAAAAACCAAUCCACUAAAGUUAAAUAAUAAUUUAACAGGAAUACCAGAAAACACUUAAUAAAUCUUCACUAAGAUGACUGAGAAACAAAAUAAAUUGGCAAGAUGGUACUUUGGAGGUUUGGCGUCUGCAGGAGCAGCUUGCUGUACUCAUCCUUUGGAUCUUAUAAAAGUUCAUUUACAAACACAACAAGAGGGCAAACUUUCCAUAGUUGGUCUCACAAUAAAUAUUGUUAAAAAACAAGGUAUUGCGGCCUUGUAUAACGGACUGUCUGCUUCACUUCUUCGACAAAUGACCUACUCCACUACAAGAUUCGGAAUAUAUGAAGUAGCCAAACAAAAUACUCAAAGUGAUACUUUUGCUGCAAAAGUUGCUAUUGCCGCAAUCGCAGGAGGAGCUGGCGGCGUAGUUGGUACUCCUGGUGAUAUGGUAAAUGUUAGGAUGCAAAAUGACAUCAAAUUACCUCCAGAAAAGAGAAGAAACUAUAAGCAUGCUGUUGAUGGACUAAUACGUGUGUACAGGGAAGAAGGAGUCAGAAAACUAUUUGCUGGUUGUACCAUGGCGACAUCUAGAGCAGUAUUUAUGACGAUAGGUCAAUUAUCAUUUUAUGAUCAAAUUAAAACACUGUUAUUGUUAACUCCUUACUUCUCUGACAAUUCGUUGACCCAUUUCUUGUCUAGCCUUAGCGCGGGCGCUAUCGCUACGACUUUAACGCAACCCCUCGACGUUUUGAAAACAAGAUCCAUGAACGCCAAGCCUGGAGAAUUCAAAUCUUUGGGUGAAUUAAUACUGUACACUGCCAAACUGGGACCGUCAGGCUUCUUCAAAGGCUAUAUUCCGGCAUUCGUGAGACUAGCACCUCAAACGAUACUGACGUUCAUGUUUUUAGAACAAUUACGUCAAAAUUUCGGGUAUUAUCCGCAAAAAUAAAUCAAUUGAUAAGUAGGUAAAUAUGUCAAGUUAUGGACAUCAUUUCAGAAUUCAAUCAUAACCAGGCAAUACAUCAUACGUUAAAGCGUAUUAUGCGUUGCCCCAACCCUCUUAAUUCAAAAUUAUUUUUGCUGAAUUGAUAGGUAACCCAUCAUACAUAAUAUAGUAUUAUGGGUUGCCUGUAUUUUCAUUGGAUUUAUAAAUAUGCUGUUGAGAUUCACAAUGUCUUUAAUUUGAAAUUUACUUUUCAAAUUAAAAUUCAUAUGAAAUGAUGUCUAAUAUAAUUUGAAGUGAUCGUUACAGUAAUUGACAUAAUUUGAAUGUAACUGAAGAUCAGGUAAAUGCUUUUGAUGGUAUCUUAGUACCUGUUAAAACUUAUAUUCCAGUUAAGUUGCGUGAAUUUGGUGUAAAUUCACAGUUGUUGACAGUAAAACGUAAAACAUUAGGUUUUCAAAUUUUACCAGUGAAUUUCCAAAUAUAUAUCCUAACUUCUGUUCAAAAUUGUAUACCAAAAAUAUUUUUGUAGUUAUUUUGUUUAAAAUCUGUACAAAUCAAUGUAAAUAUGUCUUAAAAUUAUAAUAUACAUAGCUUUUAUGGGGGUUAGGUAGAUAGCAUUUAAAUUCUGUUUUUGUUUAUAGCUUUUAUCUGAAACUGUUCAUUCCAUAGAAGGUAUUAUUUGUGUUGGUUUGGUAUAUUUCAUAUUGACUUGUUAUAUUGGUGGUCUACACUUACUAUAUCUGGUUAAACAAAGGAAUGAGCACCAAAAAUCGUUAGUGAAUAAUCCAGUUCCAAAAUGUAUUUGUUAUGUAUAAAAGUGUGUAAAUGUUAUGUAUCAUCAACAAAGGUUUAUGAUAUUCUAACAAAUCGGAUAUGACCUAAUUAUAUCAGCUCUUGUUAGUAGAGACCUUCAUAAUUCCAUACAGUGUUGUCCAAAGAUAUCAAUAUAUUUAUCGAAGUAAAAUUGAUUGCAAACUAGUUAACGUCAUAUUGAAAAGUUCCUUAAUGAAUGUUAUUUUAACGUAGAGAGUCUGUACUUGAAAAUUAGAUAUUAGAGAAAGUGUAUGUUUUUUAUGUAUUUAAACAAUGCGGAAAUAGCUAAAUUUGGUUUUUGUUCAAAUUUAUGUUAACAUGAACAAAAAUCAAAUUAUGUGCAUUUAUUAUAAAUAAUUAGGUAUAGCUGCAAUAAGUUUCUUUAUCAUUAUAUAUUGCGAAAAUUACCUUUUUCUUUAAAGAACGGCUGAUUUCACUUAUUUUAUAGCCUUACUAUUUUCUAAUUGAUUUUCUUAUAGAUCACAAUGGCUGUGUAUAAAUACAGUAUGUUUACAAGCAGCUAAUCAUAUUGGAGUAAGAACAACUAAGUGAAAGUUUAAAAUUAGCUUCAUCUUUUCUCAUCUAGAACAUUAUUAAUUGCUUGUAACAUGCUUUUAAAACUACGCUGCAUUUAAAACUGAAAUUGUAAAAAUUGUCAUUUCUUGAGGUUAUGAAUGAUUAAAAAGGUUCUUUGGCGCCAAAAAAUGACGUCAUCUCAAUAUUAUAGUCAACACUAAGCUAUAGAUACUUAUUGUUUAACACAUAUUUGUGUAUAAUCGAGUAUAUUUUUAGAAAUAUUUUACCUACGGGUAUAUUUUUUUAGCUGUUUUAUUUAAAAAAGUUUAUUAUUCGUUAUAAAAACCAGUUUUAUAUACAUAAAAUGUCCCAGUCAAAAGUGCCAAACCUAAAACCCCCAAAAAUCCGAACCCCAUAUUUAAAUAAAUGUUGUUAUUGUACUUAUACGCAAAUAAUAUAUAUAGCAAUAUUGUUUUCGUGUUCAAAAUUUAAUGUUUGAAUUUGUUUUUAAAUAUUCCUGGCAAUAUUUUUCUUUAUUAAGUUUGUCCGUUGAGAAUUAUGUAGUUUUUUUUUUAAUUUUUAAAAUGUAUUUUUUAAUAAAAGACUGUAUAAAUGAUUUAUUUAUUAUACUCUGUACCAAAGGUACAUUAAACAAAUAAAAAAACGGUUGUACAAACAGUGCGAAUUGAUUUUUUUUGGACAUAUAAAAGACAAAAACUCUCAAUACCAGUAGUAUAAAAGUUUCACAUUGUUUGGACAAAAUGUUCUGAUAUAUUAGUUGAGGUUGAAAUUAUAUUUUGGCAAUAAAAACAAACAGUU
This is a messenger RNA of Diabrotica balteata, 3134 nucleotides long. Lineage: Eukaryota; Metazoa; Arthropoda; Insecta; Coleoptera; Chrysomelidae. The record is from the annotation of a GenBank genome assembly.